This is a messenger RNA of Microplitis demolitor, 661 nucleotides long. RefSeq names its product EEF1A lysine methyltransferase 1-like. Gene Ontology annotation, biological process: methylation. NCBI's taxonomy places the organism in Eukaryota, Metazoa, Arthropoda, Insecta, Hymenoptera, Braconidae. The record is from RefSeq and is a predicted model, not a curated record. The transcript is spliced from 5 exons. Gene Ontology annotation, molecular function: protein-lysine N-methyltransferase activity; nucleic acid binding.
AUGGUUGCCCCAUCUCCCAUCACAAAAAAAAAAAAAAAAAAAAAAAAAAAAAAUCAUAUAAAACAUAAAAUUUUUUUAAUUGAUAUAAAUAUCUCAUUCUAGCAAUUAAGUCAAUUCUGGUAUGAUGAUGAAACGGUUAAUACAAUAACUACAGCAGCUCUCAGUAUUACUAACAAUGAUGGGAAAAUAGCUCUUAUUUCAUGUCCAACUUUAUAUCGAGCGUUAAAAAAAGAUGCAGGAAACAGACAGAUUAAAAUUUUUGAAUAUGAUCAAAGGUUUUCUGUUUAUGGAUCAGAUUUUAUUCCAUAUGAUUAUAAUUUUCCACUCCAUGUACCUGAAGAAAUGUCUAGUGGUUUUGACCUCGUGAUUGCGGAUCCACCAUUUUUAUCAGAAGAAUGUCUUACAAAAACUACUGAGACGAUUAAAUUUUUAUCAAAAAAAAAUAUUGUUUUAUGUACAGGUGCACUAAUGGCUGAUACAGCAGGAAGACUUUUAAAUGUUAAAAAAUGUGACUUUCAACCGCAUCAUAAAAAUAAUCUAGCAAAUGAAUUUUCAUGUUUCGCUAAUUUUGAUUUUGAUGCAUCGAUAAAAAAAUAAACAAUUGUUUUUUAUUGAUAUAUUUAUGUAUAAUAAAUAAAAAAAAAAAACUUUCGUUCAAUUU